CGCGCGUCGCGCUACGCUACGCGUCUCGCGCCAGCAACGGGAGUCAGUCGGAGAGUCGCCAGUCAGUAGAGCCGCUAUCCGCCGGCGCGGAGAGUGUCUCGCUUUCGUGGCCCGCGCUCGCGUUCGUUCCGCUGACAGAUAACGCGCGACUUGGACGCUCCCGUGCAGAUCGAUCGGGCGCGCACAAAGGAGAUCGCGGUGCCCGUCUCUGAGUGAGUCUCGAGUGCAGCGCGAGAGAGUCUCCCGCGAGUGAUCCUUUUCUCUCCCUCUCUCUUUCUCUCUCUCUCUCUCUCCCUUUUUUCCCGAACGCAGACGUUUCCGUUGGGAAAUCUGCCGCGACCCCAAUCAGAUCGCCGCGGAUCGGACGGCUGCCGGCCAAGGAGGAACGCGCGGUCGCGUCGUCGAGAGAGAGGAUUCAGCCGGCGAGGCAAGGCGCAAUGGCAAGAAGAGCCAACGCGUUAUCCUGGCGCGCGACGCCGCUCCCAUGCGGGCUAGCGGAACACUGGUGGAACCGGAGGCUGUGUUAAGAGUGCGUUAACACGCGCGGUGAUAUUCGGCGCGGAGAAAGGAUCUAGUUUCGUGACGGGGACCGGUUUGCCGUAUGGCGACCAGUUCGAUAGACGAUAACGGCGGUUGAGCGUGUUACCAUUGUGUUCUCGUAUUCUCGUUUCUCGGAAUCGUCGUACUUGAUGUUACACUCAAGUCCAUUGUGCACCUUGCGCCGAUCGGUGAGAGGGAGGAGGGGACAGACAAAGGAGGGUAGGAUCGUCCUCGACGUUUCACCUUCGAGGCGUUAAAGCGAGUCGCCAGCGGGCCGUCGGUGACUCGCGGGAGGGAAAACAGGGGGGUAAAAUCGCGCGAGUGAAAAAGAAAAGAGUACCGUUUCACGUGGAACGUCGCGAGAUCAACGUGAAUAAAGGAUCAGGCGUGCUCGGAGGGGGCGAGGGCGAACAGGGCGCAGUGCGGAAGUGAGCGAGGAGAGGAGGAUUCAGACGCGGGGAAAUAUUGUGCAUCGCGAGACGGAGAGGAGGUGCUUCACCGCUCGCGGCCGACCGCGGAGACCCGAUGCGCUCAGGAUCGUACGAUGGCCGAGGCCCCGUCCGACCCGAGACCCGUGAGCGUCAUCGCCGUCGACGGCGCCGCCGUGGAUAAUGUCAGGAGCAGCGCGGACCAAACGCAGGCGGCACGGGACGUCGCUCGGUCUUUUACCUCGACGGAGGCGCAGACCGAGCUGGGUCUUCAGAGCGGUGCUCCUCCUCCGCCCCCGCCUCCUCCUCCUCCGGCGGCCGGCCAGACCGAGGAGGUUCCCAGCGGUAUUCGAGACGCGCGUAGACGGGAGCGACGAAUACGCAGACAGCAUCGCCGCGCUCUGAGGUCUUGCUCCAUACCGACGUAUCCCGCCGCCACGUCGGGCUGCCAGACGGCAUCAACCGCACUAGGAGUGCCGCUGGUACCACCCGCCAGAGGAUUCCUUCACCCUCCACCCCCGCACUUGAGCCUCAGGGGCCUCAACCUCGGCCUACCUUUCCCUGUACCUGCUAGCGUCUCUGCCUUCGGCAGAGACACAGUACCAAAACAGUGUUGCGGUUUGGGUUCCCCGCCAGUACGCUGGUCCAUAUUGGGUGUCGGCUUCGUAGGUCUAGUCUGCGCCGGUGCAGGCACCCUCCUUGGCGCUCUAAAAGCCUCCGGUCGCGAUCACCUCUUGGGAAUAUUUAUGUCCGGUAUAGGAGUGCUUCUGGUAUUGGUGAGUGCAGUGGCGUGGCGAUUAACUAAUCAAGAUUAUUGUGGCAACUUAUUCGGCUUCACAAGCAUUUCCGGUAGAAUACCCCCGGCGAGACCGAUACAUCCGUACGCCGCUAUGAUCUAUCCGGAAUUUCAAUUUAGAACACCGCCGCCGAGCUAUCAGGCUAGUAUGCAAGAGUAUAGACUUCGGUUGUUGUUAUUGGACCGAUUGCAGCCUGCGUCGUCCCCGCCACCGACCUACCGAUCAAAUACGGGAAGUAUCGUAGCCCCUGGUACAGCAAGGGAGAGUCGACCGCCAAGUUAUUGCGCCGAGUCUAAUGUCGCGCCUAAUAUCACUUUAGUGUCCUCGAAGAAGGAUGCAAAUCUCGUUAGGAUUGUCCAAACUGAAUCCGAACCGGUUAUCCUUAGUGGCGAUCAAACGCCACCGGUAGCCGCUGUCGAAGUAUUAGCGCAUCUUUAGACCAAGCGAC
Messenger RNA from Vollenhovia emeryi, 2213 nucleotides. RefSeq lists its product as uncharacterized. NCBI's taxonomy places the organism in Eukaryota, Metazoa, Arthropoda, Insecta, Hymenoptera, Formicidae. Bases 1085 to 2203 code for a protein of 372 amino acids. The record is from RefSeq and is a predicted model, not a curated record. The transcript is spliced from 6 exons.